AUGGCAGAGAAACCUUCCCCGGCGCCCAGCACCGAAUCCACUACCGAAGUCCAGCUCGGCAGCAACGUGGCGGCGGUGCGCCGUGAGAUUUUCGAAACCGCCGACGAGGUGUGGACCCGGGGCGCUGGCCAGGCGCCGAUGAUUAGCAAGCGCCGCAAGCAAUCCUUGAAGAGCUCCCGCGGCCGAGUGGCCAUCGUCGAUGGCUGUCGGACCCCGUUUGCCAAGGCUGGCACGGUGUAUUCACAAAUGGACGUGGUCGAUCUGGCCGGUCGGUCGGCGGCGGCACUGGUCAGCCGUAUGGGGCUCGACCCUGGCGAGAUCGACUCGUCGAUCUUCGGCGUCGUGAUCCCGGCCCUGGCGGCUCCCAACCUGGGCCGUGAGGUGGUGCUGCGGGCUGGGCUGCCGAAGACCAUCGCCGGCAGUACCGUCAACCUGGCUUGCGCGUCGUCGAAUCAGGCCAUCACCAGCGCCGCCGAGUCGAUCUUGGCGGGCCAGGCCGAGGUCGUGCUAGCGGGUGGCGCGGAGUCGCUGUCCAACCCGCCGAUCCUCUAUUCGCGCAAUGCGUCGAAGCGCUUUGUCGAACUCAGCAAAGCGCGCUCGAUGGCGCAGAAGGCCCAGAUAGUCGCCAAGCUGCGCCCCAAGGAUCUAAUGCCGGUGCCCCCGGCGAUCGCCGAGUACACCACCGGCAUGACCAUGGGCCAAGCGUGCGAGAAGAUGGCCAAAGAGAACGGCAUCUCGCGCCAGGCUCAGGACGAAAUCGCUUUGCUUUCUCACCAGCGGGCCGCCCACGCCACCGCCGCCGGCUGGUUCGACGGCCAGAUCGUGCCGACCUUUCCCGAGCCGCAGUGGGAUCAACCGGUGACCUCGGACACCGGCAUCCGAUCCGCUACCUCGCUGGAGCGUUUGGCAGAGCUCAAGCCGGUGUUCGACCGCGCCUACGGCACCCUGACCGCAGGCAACUCCAGCCCGCUGACCGACGGCGGCUCGGCGGUCGUGCUGAUGACCGAGAAGAAGGCCAAGGCGCUGGGCUACGAGCCCCUGGGCUACAUCCGCUCCUACGCCUACGCGGCGCUCGAUCCGGCGACCCAGCUGUUGCAGGGGCCGGCCUACGCCGCGCCUCUGGCGCUCGAUCGCGCCGGGAUGAAACUGGCCGACAUCGAUCUAGUGGAGAUGCACGAGGCCUUCGCGGCGCAGAUUCUUUCCAACAUGAAGGCAUUCGCCUCGAAGCGUUUCGCCCGCGAAGAGCUCGGCCGCAGCCAACCGCUGGGGGAGAUCGAUUUGGAGCGCUUCAACGUCACCGGCGGUUCGAUCGCCAUCGGCCAUCCGUUUGGCGCUACCGGGGCGCGGGUCACCAUGCAAGUACUCGGUGAGCUCGCCCGUCGCGGACUGUCGACAGGCCUGAUUACGGUUUGCGCCGCGGGCGGCAACGGCUUCUCGAUGGUGGUAGAGCGUUGA
This is a messenger RNA of Nerophis lumbriciformis (worm pipefish), 1455 nucleotides long. Lineage: Eukaryota; Metazoa; Chordata; Actinopteri; Syngnathiformes; Syngnathidae. The record is from RefSeq and is a predicted model, not a curated record.